Molecule: messenger RNA, 2652 nt
Organism: Blepharisma stoltei
Lineage: Eukaryota; Ciliophora; Heterotrichea; Heterotrichida; Blepharismidae
Source: the annotation of a GenBank genome assembly
AUGGAAUAUGAAGGAUUAAAAACUGAAAUGAAGCUUCUCAAGCCUUGUACCAAAAGUCUCACCGAUCUCGCAAAUCAAUUUUUCAUAACAGACGCAUCAACAGCUACAGGCCGUCACCAAUCAGCUACUAGAAGAUCAUCUCAAAAAUUUUCAUCACCAAAAAUGUUUUUAAACGUCAUAGAUGGCUCCAGUAAACAAAUCAUCACAAUCCCUGACAAAGAAAAAUAUUUUAUUGACAAAGCCAGACCUGUCACUGCAAGUUUCCAAAAAAAUACUUCAAAACAAAUUUUAGGUAUACAUUCUCAAAUUGGCCAUAGCAAUAAUUCAAUUAUUGCCUCAAAAAAGACGAGUGAUGAAGACUUAUUGAGAUACCUGAAAUCAAUAAAAUGCUUAAAAGAGCUGAAUACUGAUAUAGAAAUCAACUAUUUGUUAGCAAAUUCCAACCCAAAGUCAUCAUUUUUAAAAAGUGUGGAUUCAUUUUUAAAUAAAUUACACUCAGAUAUCAUGAUCUCAGCAGACCAAACCCCUUCACAAAUUCUUAGCUUAAAUAGAGAAGCAAUAAUCCAAAAACACAAAGAAUAUUUAGGACUAUUAAGACAGCUUUACAAAGAAAACCCAGAUUCUGUUUAUACCAUGUCAUAUGAAAUCAUUUGGAGAUUUGCAAUAAAGCUGUUUGACAAUGCCCUGAUUGUCCACGACUAUCAAAUUAGUGCAUUAGAAGAAUCAUAUAAAUAUAAGAUGAAAAGAACUGUAGAUAAAUACGAAAUAGAGAUUUUGAAGCUAAAAGAAUCUUUGAAUAGCCAUCAAUCUGAUGCUCAAAGAGACGAAGACAAGCUGAAACAAAGAAUUGAUGUAUUGAAAGAAGAAAUUUAUAAUUUGACACAAAUUAUCGAAGAAAAAGAAAAUACUAACUCCCCCCCUCCGUGAGUGAACAAAAAAAUUUCGUUCACUCACGGAGGGGGGUUAAUUUUUUUUUUUGAAAUUUCAAAAAAUCCUAUUUCGCAAAAAUUGGAAAGCAAAUAUUAAUUUAAUUUAUAAAAUUUAUAUUUUAAAAAGCAAUUUGUUUAAAAUUAAACAGAAUUAGCACUAGAUUUCAUUAUGCUAAUUAUCACUUAUAUAUCAAAAUUUUUUUCUAUAAAAAAAAUGCUUGAGUUUGAUAUAGAGGCUGCCUUUGAGUAGCGCUCUAAGCGCCCGAGACUUCCCGACGAAGUCUGGGCGGUGGUUUGACCAGCUGAUGUUGGUCAAACCAGCAUCCAAUUUGACAAACCUUCUGUAUGAGAAGAAUUUGUCAUUUUGGAUGUUGGUUUGACCAACAUCAGCUGGUCAAACCACCGCCCAGACUUCGUCGGGAAGUCUCGGGCGCUUAGAGCGCUACUCAAAGGCAGCCUCUAUACUAGGGAGUAUACAUUAUUGAGGGUCGGAAAAAUGAUUAAAGGACUUGGAAAUUUUACAGCUGAAAUUGAAGAGGAAAAUAGCUCACAGUUAAAAAUUUUGAGCAGUCUUUCGGGGUUAAUUAAGGCUCAGACAAGCUGAUUGGCGAGUGCGAAAAGAUGCGCAAUUGAGAUACAAACUGAUUGAAGUCUGCCUCAGCUGCAUAAUGUAUUACCAGAGCACGAUUUUCCAAUAAUUUAUAAUAAUUAUAUCAGUAGAAUCGCUUCAAAAGCUGGCCAAGAAUUCAAAAUCAUAAAUGAAACAGAUGCAAUAGAGCUAUGUGAGUCAAUCUUAUACGAGCUAAACUCAACUUGCAAAUUUGAUGAGAUCCUUGCAAUGAAUUUAAUCAAAAAGUUCCCAAUAGACCAAAAGCUAAUUUCCCAUACUUCUGGCUUAUGCUGCCAGCUCUUAACAAACCCAAAAAACUGAGCCAAAUUCUACCGAAGACUAAUAUUUUCAAACCCAAAGCUUUCUGAUGCUGAAAAUUCCUACAUCAAAGACAUUUUCAAUAUUAUAAGAUCCUGUAGGCUUGACAAAGCUGACCAAUUUUCUUUAAAAGACGCUAUCAAAUGCACACAAACUAUUUUUUGCAAAGACAAAGCCAAAGAAUUUGAGAUUUUCAACAGUCUUAUUUUUAGAAACACAGAAUCAUUCGAAGAAUCAAGCUCGCUUGAAAUUUUUUUAAUAAGACUAGCCCAAUCGAUGACAGGAGAAAAAAAAGAUCUUCACAAAUCAUUAAAUGCAUCUGUAUCUAAAGCCGAAUUAUUUGAAUAUAUCAGUUCUCUAGGCAUGUGAAUGUGUGAAAGCGAGCUCGAGAAUCUUUGGAACUAUUUGGAUCCAUUUGCAAAAGGGGAAAUACAAAUAUAUAUGCUUAUGAAUAAAUUAAAUAUCCCUGAAAUGCUAAUAAAGUCCAAGCUGAUGUUUGUAGAAAAAUAUGAAUAUUUAAAUAAAGCCCUGGAUUUGUGGGAAAAAUGCUAUGAAGCAAGGAAAAAACAGCUGAUAGGCUUGAUUUCGUGUAAAACAUAUGAAGAGUGCCAAUUUUGUUUAAAAAAACUCAAUAUCGUUGCAGAUUCUGAAAGAAUUAAAAAAAUUCUCUUGGAAAAUUUUAUGUGCAGCACUUUUGAUGAAAUAAUUGAUAAAUGCAAAUUAAUUGAUGGAAAUUUAAUACAAAUUACAGAAAAAGUAUUUAAAAAGAGAAAAAAUGUACAGAAAAAGAAAUAA